CGGACAUCACACACCGGACAUCAGACACAUACUACACAAAUCCAAGGACCGAAACACCCCAGACCACAGAUCCAACAGUGUGGCUAGUUUUGCUCUCCCAUGUCCCUUUCAGACUGUUCACCCUCGCCCUCCGUUGGCUGUCGCCUUGCCCCAGCCAUGACUGGCAGGUUGGCGAGCGGGGACGGUAGCGACGGCCCAGCAAUACACGUCGAUUGGUAUACGGUCAUCGUCCUCUGGAUUCGCGAGAAAUCCGACGCGCAAUCCCCGCUAAGAGGCGUUACAGACGGGGGAGCCGCUGAGGAAGAGGAGACACGUGAGCACGCAUAUGUAGUUAGCGUUAUCUUUGUGCCGCUCGUACGUGUCAUGUUGGUUGAGGUUGAUUCAGAAGAGUCCUCCUCCCUCUCUUGGACCUCUUUGUGCCUGUGUAUCCUUCCCUCCUUCCGUCUGCUUUUUCUGUGGCCACUAUGUGUAGACUCGAGCAUCAUCGAUCCGCCCACGUGAGCGCGUCUCCGUCGGCUUCUCUGCUCGCUCCGCUGUUCAGUCAGAGCUGAGGGCGGUACAGGAGGAGGCCAGCUGACGGUAUAUGCCUCGAUGCCGCUGGAGGAUGAUGGCCUGUCGUUGCCCUCCUGAGGUAGCUUGUCUCCUGUAUCGUUGCUGUUUGGUUCGUCUUGGUCGCCGUCGUUUGACGCGGAUGGCUUACUGACAUCCUCUGUCGACGGAUUCUCGUCUGCAGAGUGUGUCCAACCUGAGGAUGAUAUGCACAUGGCACGAUCUGUGGUGGCUCACCAGCCUCCGAUUCGUUCAGUCGUUGAAGGGCGGCGUGUCGCUGUAGCAACUCCUCCUUGCCCAGCUCAUCAUCUGGAUUAGUCGGCGGGAUAAUCUGGUUGGCCUUCGAAGCAGCAGAAGCCUUCGCGUUCUUGCGCUGGUGGGCGUUGAAUGCUGCAGCCAAGCACAAAUAUACACUGCCCGAGGGUGUGUGUUGCGAGAACUGGCUUACUGAUGUAUAUGUUGUCGCCAUGCCUAAUAGCCACGGAAGAGUCCGGCCGGGGGUGUUUUGGCCGCGGCUUUGGUUUGGGCGGCGGCGACCCCUCCUGGGGCUGCUGAUCUUCAUCCGUCUCGUCUUCUGCGGGUGGUGCUGGUGGCUGUGGGGUUUCUUCGUCUUCAGCUUCCGGCUCCUGCUCGAUCUUCAUCAGGUCCGUCAAGGAAUGCUGCACGCACACGAAAUGUUCACACGUAACGCGAUAAAGAGCAUGGUGUCUCUCGUUCUCACUGGUAUGGGUUGCGUCGCCUUCUUGUGGGCGCCUUUCUUGUGAUGGCUUUCUUGUCCCUUCUUCUUGUGAUGCGAAGCUUUCUUGUGGGGUUUGUGAGACGGCUUCGCCGCAGGAGUGAGGCGGCUCUGUUGCAGAUGGGACGAAGCCCCUCUGGUCGCGUCCUGCUUGUCUUGGUCAUCAAUGGGUGCAUCGUCCACUGGAUCGGGCGGCUGCUCGUCAGAGACCUCUUUAUCAGCAGCCUGACAUGCACAUUCACGUAGACGAGGGACCGACACAACGCAGGCACACACACGCAUACGGAACGACGGCUGCGAUGCACCUGAUCUGCAUUGGUCGAUUCUUCCCCCUCGGCCUCUUCCCUGUCAUCAGCAUCAUCAGCAGCAGCAGCCGAGUGUUCAUCUUCACCGCCGGUGCUGUCAUCUUGGUCGCCGCUUGGUAGCACAGGUUCUCGCCGCCUUGCCCCUUGCAAAUGCGAGGAAGGAGCAGAGCGCUGCGACGGCGGGUCACGGGCGACAAUCGCGCCUUCAAUGGCGGCCAGCUUCCUCAGCACCUGCAUUCACCACACCCCACACCAUCCCACAAACAGCGUCCCAUGCAAUCGCUGGUGUCUCCCUCACCGACCGCAUCUUCGUUGGGGUCAUCAUCAGAACUUGCGCCGUUGUCGUUGUUGUCCUCUUGGCCGCUGUCACUCUGGGAGCUCUCUCCUUCUGUGUCGCUGCCAUCAGGACCGCCCUGUGCUGGCUUGGUGGAGCCUGGCGGAGGAGCCUUCGCUGAGUGUGCGUUGUCAAAGAGAUUGUACCACUGCAAAGAGAGGCGCAUUUAAGGAGAAAGGAGAGAUGUGUGGAAAUGCCUGGAUCCGGAGCUUUCAUGCACGUACCUUGUGCGAAUGUGUUUGUGACGGGCCUGACACACAGAGGUCGCAUUGCGACUCAACACUCUCUCCCCUCCCUCCCCUCGUUUGCCCACCGUCUGUUUUCUUCACAUCUUCAUCGCCUGCAAUGCCGGCAUGAGCCCCAAGGCCCGGCCUGGCCCUUUGCACCUCCCCCAGAUGGUCGACCACAGCCUGGGGCGCUUCGUCAUUCCUUCGUGUUUCCUGCUGCGGCAGACUGAGUGCAGAAGCACUCAUCAAGAGAGCCCAGAGCAGCACUCUAGCAGACCAACUCAUGAGCAUCCAGACUUC
Molecule: messenger RNA, 2451 nt
Organism: Vitrella brassicaformis
Lineage: Eukaryota; Vitrellaceae
Source: the annotation of a GenBank genome assembly